This is a messenger RNA of Empidonax traillii (willow flycatcher), 3634 nucleotides long. RefSeq names its product solute carrier family 9 member A7 (gene SLC9A7). Gene Ontology annotation, cellular component: membrane; recycling endosome. The transcript is spliced from 17 exons. Lineage: Eukaryota; Metazoa; Chordata; Aves; Passeriformes; Tyrannidae. Gene Ontology annotation, molecular function: sodium:proton antiporter activity. Bases 12 to 2123 code for a protein of 703 amino acids. The record is from RefSeq and is a predicted model, not a curated record. Gene Ontology annotation, biological process: regulation of pH; proton transmembrane transport; sodium ion transport.
CUCCCGCAGCCAUGGCUGUGUCCCGGCUGCCGCUGCUCCCGCUGCUCCUGCUGGCGGCCGGCGGGCUGCGGGCGGCGGAGAGGAGCGGCCGCAGCAGCAGCGCCAUGGAGGAGCUCGCCACCGAGAAGGAGGCGGAGGAGAGCCACCGGCAGGACAGCGUGAGCUUGCUCACCUUCAUCCUGCUGCUCACCCUCACCAUCCUCACCAUUUGGCUCUUCAAGCACCGCCGCGUCCGCUUCCUCCACGAGACCGGCCUGGCCAUGAUCUACGGACUCAUAGUUGGGGUGAUCUUGAGGUACGGGACUCCCUCCAGCAGUGGCCAUGACAAGCCGUUCAGCUGCUCGCAGGAGGACAGGCCGUUCACAACCCUGCUGGUCAAUGUCAGCGGGAAGUUCUUUGAGUACACACUCAAAGGGGAAAUAAGCCCUGGGAAGAUCCACAAUGUGGAGCAAAAUGACAUGUUGAGAAAGGUAACAUUUGACCCAGAAGUUUUUUUCAACAUUCUGUUGCCUCCUAUUAUUUUUCAUGCUGGUUAUAGCCUGAAGAAAAGGCACUUUUUCAGGAAUUUGGGGUCCAUUUUGGCUUACGCCUUUUUAGGAACAGCAGUCUCUUGUUUUAUUAUUGGGAAUCUUAUGUAUGGGGUUGUGAAACUAAUGAAGUUGGUGGGUCAGCUCUCUGAUAAAUUCUAUUAUACAGACUGCCUCCUCUUUGGAGCGAUAAUAUCUGCCACUGAUCCAGUUACCGUGCUAGCAAUAUUUAAUGAGCUGCACGCUGAUGUUGAUCUCUAUGCCCUUCUGUUUGGGGAGAGCGUGUUGAAUGACGCUGUUGCCAUUGUAUUAUCUUCAUCUAUAGUUGCCUACCAGCCAACAGGUGAAAAUACCCAUGCUUUCGAUGCAGCAGCGUUUUUCAAGUCCGUUGGUGUUUUCCUGGGAAUAUUCAGUGGUUCUUUCAUGAUGGGAGCAGUGACAGGGGUUGUGACAGCUCUGGUGACGAAGUUUACCAAGUUGCACUGCUUCCCCCUGCUGGAAACGGCACUCUUCUUCUUAAUGUCCUGGAGCACUUUCUUGCUUGCAGAAGCUUGUGGAUUUACUGGUGUGGUGGCUGUCCUCUUCUGUGGGAUUACCCAGGCACAUUAUACAUACAAUAACUUGUCAGUUGAAUCAAGAAGUCGCACUAAGCAGCUCUUCGAGGUAUUGCACUUUCUGGCUGAGAACUUCAUAUUUUCUUACAUGGGUUUAGCACUGUUUACUUUCCAGAAACACAUAUUCAGCCCAGUUUUCAUUAUUGGAGCUUUUAUUGCAAUCUUUUUGGGAAGAGCUGCACACAUCUACCCCCUCUCCUUCUUGUUGAAUUUGGGCAGAAGGCAUAAGAUCAACUGGAGCUUUCAGCACAUGAUGAUGUUCUCAGGUCUCAGGGGAGCCAUGGCAUUUGCUCUGGCUAUACGAGAUACUGCUACCUACUCACAUCAAAUGAUGUUCUCCACAACUCUCCUCAUCGUCUUUUUCACUGUGUGGAUUGUUGGUGGGGGUACAACUCCCAUGCUGUCAUGGCUGAACAUCAGAGUUGGUGACCAUGUUCCAUCGGUGGAAGAGAUGAGUGAAAGCCGCUGGCUGUAUUUCAGGGUUGGGGUUGACCCAGAUCAGGAUCCUCCACCUACUAAUGACAGCUUUCAAGUCUUACAAGGAGAUGGCCCGGAUUCUGCAAGAAGGAACAGGACAAAGCAGGAAAGUGCUUGGCUCUUCAGGCUAUGGUAUAGCUUUGACCAUAAUUAUUUAAAGCCAAUUCUCACUCACAGUGGCCCUCCAUUGACCACAACUCUACCCAGCUGGUGUGGCCUGAUAGCCCGCUGUCUGACAAGUCCCCAGGUUUAUGAUAAUCAGGAACAGCUUAGAGAAGAGGAUUCUGAUUUUAUUCUGAAUGACGGUGACCUUACUGUGACAUACGGUGACACAACAAUAACUGCAAAUGGUUCAUCUGGCCCCCAUACAGCUACCACUAGCCUUGAUGGCAGGAGAACAAAAAGUAGUUCAGAGGAGGCACUGGAACGUGAUUUGGGAGCAGCAGAUCAUGAAGUUACAAGCAGGGGUACUCGGCUAGUAUUUCCUCUGGAAUACAAUGCAUGAUUACUGACUCAGUAAAAAUAACUCUUGCUCUGUGAAUGGAUCAAGGAAGACUGCAGGCCACUGUGUCACUUGAGGUGGGGAAGUUUAUUCAAACAAGUUAACAUGCGUAAGUGGUUUUACUAGGGUCUGAAGAUGUCACCUAUUUUUCACUCAAGAUGCUGACAGUGGGGUUUUCUAAAUGUCUGAAUAUAGACAAAUGAGAAAACUGGUCAUUCUCCUCUUUUCAACCACAUAUUGAAUCCAAGUAUAACUGGCAUGCUGCAAUUGUCUUGUUCAGCUGCAGCAGCUCUCUCUCUGAAGAGAGGUACAUGAAAACAUUGUCAUAGAACUGAGUUUGUCUUGACUUAGCUUGGGAAUGUGGAGGAAGAGCUAUAAACUUGAUCAUUAUUAUGAGACAAAAAAGGAUGUGUGUUGUCUGAAUGUAGAGAGAUUCAUUGUUAACUUCUCUCCUGAGGCUGAGGAAACUAAAGUGAAAUGGGACAGAAUACAAUAGGACUACAGAUGCGUGAAUGAAAGACUGAGUUACUGUUACUGCAAGCUGUACUUGAAAUAUUUCAGGGAAAAAAGGGAAAAGAAGAUUUCUUCGCUGGCCAGCUGUUUAAAUAGGAAGGCAAUGAGAGCUAUUUCUCCCUUUAGCUUUGGGCAACUUGACUAUUAACCUAACUUCUAGUGCCUCGAACGAAAAACAUCCAGCUUCCUGUGGUCUAAGAUGCACCUGACCCAACACAAGCCUGGGGCCAGCCUCUUUUGGGUAGCAGUCAUGAAAUAAAAUUUUCUUUCCCUUAAGGUUCUUAAAUCGUACGACAAUAGUUGAAAACUUGGGCAGGGGAAAACAGCAAAUAGGAGGAGAGAGAGAGGCAGUAUUGAACUUGCAUGGAACCAUGAGGUUUCAUAUUGCUCAGAAGAAUCCAUGGACUCUGCUUACAGUUCUUGUGUGUGAUAAACAGCAAACAUCUAAUUAAACAGAAAAACAAAUACUACUGGCUUUACCAUUCAUGACUAUCCUGAAAGAAUGCUGUUUACUCUCGUUCUCUUUUGCAGAGUAGAUGUGAAACUUCAGUGGGGCAUUGCACAACAGCAUAUAAGCUACAGAAGCGAUGAACUGUACUAUCAUCUUAAAUGUGAAAAGGGAAAAAUCUCUGACUAGUAUUUAGCCCACUUACACGUAGGCUAGCUUUAACUUAUUGCUAAAUGCUUUUUAAUUUCCAGAUGAAGAGAUAAUCAUUGUCUUUGCCAAUAGCUGAAAAUGUAUGCUUUGAAGAGCAGUUCAGCUAUUUAAAGCAUGCUAGAAUGUGACUUCAUUCUCAUGUCUCAAAAAGAUUUAUUUUUUUAAAGAGUUCUGUGGCCCACUAAUGUGAUGUAAUAUCAAUUUGUCCAAAAAGUGUGUUUUUUUUCUUGAUGACAUUUCAGUUGUUCCUCUCAUAAAACUGUGUGUGAGUAAAUACCCACUCUGUUGUUCCUUACCUAUUAAACUUAUUGGGCUAACCUUGGUACAUGAAUUUACUGCUGCA